Messenger RNA from Morus notabilis, 4321 nucleotides. Its product is annotated as disease resistance protein RPS6. NCBI's taxonomy places the organism in Eukaryota, Viridiplantae, Streptophyta, Magnoliopsida, Rosales, Moraceae. Gene Ontology annotation, biological process: defense response; signal transduction. The record is from RefSeq and is a predicted model, not a curated record. Gene Ontology annotation, molecular function: ADP binding; protein binding. Bases 1 to 4191 code for a protein of 1396 amino acids. The transcript is spliced from 6 exons.
AUGGCUUCUUCUUCAUCUUCCAUCGGCUCAAAGAAGCACGAUGUCUUCCUCAGUUUUAGAGGUGAGGACACUCGUCAUAAUUUUACAAGCCAUCUUUAUGCCGCUUUAAUUCGAAAAAAAGUCCACACCUACAUAGACAACGACCUCAAUAGAGGAGAGGAGAUUUCAUAUGGACUUUUGAAAGCAAUAGAAGACUCGAAACUCUCAGUCAUCAUUAUCUCACAAAACUAUGCUUCUUCCUCGUGGUGCUUAAAUGAACUCUUGCAUAUUCUCCAAUGCAAGGAGAGAUACGGGCAAAGAGUUAUCCCCGUUUUCUACCAUGUAGAACCAUCAUUUGUGCGGAAACACAAGGGUAGAUUCAAACAAGCAUUUGAUGAGCUUAGGAAACGCAAUGACCAGGACCAAAUUCACAAAUGGAGGGUUGCUUUGACGGAGGCAGCCAAUCUAUCUGGUUGGCUCAUACAGGACAACAGGUCUGAGUCAGAACUAGUUGAAGCAAUUGUGGAAGAUGUUCUCAAGAAAUUAAAUGACAUAUCAUCACCAAGUUAUGAUUUCAAGGAGCAACUGGUGGGAAUUAAUCGGCCCGUUGAGAAAAUUCGAUCCUUGCUACAAGUUGGCUUAUUAGAUGUCCGCAUCAUUGGAAUUUGGGGAAUGGGCGGUAUUGGCAAGACUACCCUUGCUGCUGUCAUAUUCAAGAAAAUUUGUCAUCAAUUUGAAGGUCAUUACUUUCUUGAAAAUGUUAGGGAAAACUGGGAUAAACGCCGUCAAAAGUGUCGUAAUAAGCUUUUUUCAGAAUUGCUUGACGAAAAGGAUGUGAAUAUAUGCGUCCCAUUUGUAGGGUCAACGUUCUCUGAGGUUAGGCUCAGUCGUAAAAAAGUUCUCAUUGUACUUGAUGAUGUGAAUGAUCAAGAGCAAUUAGAAUAUUUUGUUGGAAGUCCUAAUUAUUUGGUGGGUCCUGGAAGUAGGAUAAUUGUUACGAGUAGAGAUAGACAGUCAUUUGGGAAUCAGGUUAGUGCAAUAUACAAAGUCGAGGGACUAGAUUAUGAUGAAGCUCGUCAACUAUUUUGUUUGAAUGCUUCUAGGAGAAGCUCUCCAGUACCAUAUUCUAAAGAGCUAUUAGAAAGAGUGGUAAAGCAUGCUAAUGGCAUUCCAUUAGCUCUUAAAGCUUUGGGUUCCUUUUUUGGUACUAGGGGCAGAGAUAAAUGGGGUCGUCUACUAGCUAAGCUAGAAACUUCUCCGAAGAUUGGAAAAAUUCAAAGCAUAUUGAUGAUAAGUUAUAAUGAUGGAUUAGAUGAUGAUCAGAAAGAUGUAUUUCUUGAUAUCGCAUGUUUCUUCAAGGGUUAUAAAAGAUAUGAUGUAGAAAGAAUACUAGAAGGUUCUGAUCUCUUUGUGGAUAUGAUAAUAGACGAUCUUGUUGACAAGUCUCUUCUAACCAUCGAUGACAAAAACAGACUUUGCAUGCACGAUUUGAUACAAGAAAUGGGUCAAGAAAUUGUACAUCAACAAUCCAUCAAGGAGCCAGGAAAGCGUAGCAGAUUGUGGAAAGCUCAAGAUGUCUAUCAUGUUUUAAGAAAUAAUACAGCAACAGCAAAGGUUGAAGGAAUAUUUCUAGAUUUAUCCGAGAUCAAAGAAGUACACUUGAGUCCUGCAAUUUUCCAAGAGACAUAUAAUCUAAGACUGCUCAAAAUUUAUAGUUCAGGAGACAUUAAGAAGUGCAAAGUACAUCUCCCUCAAGGUCUCCACUCUCUUCCUAAUACACUAAAAUAUUUUUACUGGGCUGAGUACCCUUUGAAGUCCUUGCCAUCAGAUUUUAUUGCUGAGAAUCUUGUUGAGCUUUCCAUGGUCAAUUGCCAAGUUAAACUACUUUGGGAGGGAGUCCAGAAUUUGUGCAACUUAAAGAUCAUCAAUUUUCGUUACUGCAAGUACUUGAUUAAAAUGCCAGAUCUGUCUUGUGCUUGGAAUCUUGAGCGGAUAGAUGUUAGAAGUUGUGUGAAUCUGUUUGGACUGCCAUCAGACAAUUCUCAAAAUCUUGAAAGACUUGCUUAUCUGAAUGUGAGCAAUUGCAAAAAGCUUGGGAAUCUUCCAGAUUAUGUUUGCUCAAAGUCUCUUGUACGUCUUGAUUUAAGUGGCACUGAAAUAGAAGAAAUGCCUGCAUCAAUCGGGUCUCUCGACAAACUUGAAAAAUUGAGACUUGAAAACUGUGAAAGCCUUAAAAAUCUUCCAAGCAGCAUUUGUAAAUUGAAGUCAUUGAAGAAUUUGAAUUUGAAUGGGACAUCAAUAGAAGAAAUUCCUUCAACAAUUGAACUUCUUUAUGAUCUCAAGGUAUUUAAUAUUCAAGAUUGCAAAAGGCUUCAGACUCUCCCGACCAGUAUCUGUAAGUUGAAAUCACUAGAGUAUCUUUACCUCUGCGGUUGUUCAAAAUUUGUGAGCUUCCCAGAAAUCAUCGAGCGUAUAAAUCUAAAAAGUCUUAAUUUGUCUAGAACGAAAAUCAAAGAGCUACCUUCAUCGAUUGAGAAUCUAGUUAAACUUCAAUUAUUAGAUUUGCAACUCUGUGAAAAUCUUAAAUUUGUGCCGAGCAACAUUUAUAACUUAAAGCAGCUUUUCCAGAUCAUGCUUUCUUGGUGUUCUGAUCUCUUAAAGUGGCCUCCUAGGAAAGUCGGUCUUUCAUGGGGCUUGUCUGAGCUUUGUUGGAUGGAUAGUGAUGCAUUUGAGAUCCUUGAUCGGCUCUGUUCCUCCUCGAUUACACAUUUACAUCUGAGGGGAAAAUAUAUUGAUAAAAUACCUGCAAACAUAAGACGCUUUUCUAAUUUGCAACACCUUUGUGUAAGAGAUUGGAAGAAUCUUCGAUCUUUACCAGAGCUUCCAUCCAGUCUAUGUACUUUGGAUGCGAGCGGUUGCACAUUGCUGGAAACAAUGCCAAGUAGCACAUGGAUCCACGAACAGGGGACAUACUCCAAUAGAAAACAUCGAAUGCGCUUCUUUAAUUGCUUGCAAUUGGAUCAGGAUGCAUACAGCAAUGUGAUAGCUGACGCACAGUUUAGAAUUUGGCAUAUGGCAAUUAAUAUAUUUACGGGUUUUCCACAGAAUGAUGUUUGUGUUUGUUACCCAGGAAAUGACAUUCCGAAAUGGUUCAAAUUCCAAGCAAUAGGUUCUUCAAUAAAUCUCAAUCCUCCUUCAGAUUGGCUUAAUUCUGAUUUCAUAGGUUUUUCCGUUUGCUUUGUGGCUGCAUUCGAGGAUUACAACUAUGCUAAUCCACGGUUGGAUUUUGAAUUUGAAGUCCAUUUGAAGACCAAAAAUGGUGGAAGUUACAAAUCAAAAUAUUCUUUUCUUGCCUAUGUUGGUGGUUGCUGCCGGUUGGCUGCUGGGACAACACCCACAAUCAUCAAUUCAGAUCACGUGUUCCUGUUCUAUGAGCCAGGCAGCUUUAAUGCUUGUAAACAAGUAGAAGACAUUGUCACUGAGGUGGCAUUUCACUUCUACCCUGUAUACGAAUCCUGGGACCCAAUUUAUAAACGUUUUCAGCAAUCGAAUGCUGAGUUCUGUCAAGUGAAAAUAUGUGGAAUCUGCCUAUUAUAUCGCCAAGAGGCAGAGGAACUCGGUUUCUCUAUUUCUGAUAAGUCUGAUAUAGAUGAGGAAGACGACAAAAAACCAAUUGGAGCUGAAAUAACUGAGUCUGCAACGGGAAAAGAGGAAGCCGACAGACUGAUUAGCAAAAGUGAAAUUGUAGAGGAACUCAGUUUGGCAAAUGAUCCUAACCUUGAAGAAGAUGGUGCUGUAAGCUACAAAUCUGAACGUUGUGGUGAAACAGCAAGUGUUUUUUAUUCUGAUAUGAAAGAGAACGUGGAAGAACCAAAGGAGGAUGAAAUAGUUGAAUCUGUCGCAGAGGAAAGUGAAGAUGAAAAUCCGAGCGAAAGGAGAAUUCCUAUUGAAUCUACUGCGGCGAAGUAUGAGGAGGAGGAACCUAAAUCAAUCUCAUGUGGUUGCUUACUGUUUCUCUCCUAUAUUAGAGCAAUGUUCGAGGAUGUUCUUGGGAAGAAAUAUGAGACCGAGUUCGAUCUGUAUCUUGACUCGUCCACUCCUAGACUCUUACCUCCUUCUAUGGCGGUUCAAGAGCAACUUCAGGCAAAGGAUGAAGCUAUAAAAUAUCUUCAAUCAGAUAUCAUGAAGUUGCAAGAUCAGAUGAAGGUCUAACACAAUGAAUGCUCUUCCUCAUCAACUCAAUUUCCUACUUCUGCACUACUUGAUUCCUAGCUGAACAUUAGAAGCUGGUAAACUUCAACAGGACCUAUUAUUGAUUUCUUGUUAAUAUUUCCUUUUUAUC